Molecule: messenger RNA, 1735 nt
Organism: Heterocephalus glaber (naked mole-rat)
Lineage: Eukaryota; Metazoa; Chordata; Mammalia; Rodentia; Bathyergidae
Source: RefSeq, a predicted model, not a curated record
UCUGGCGUCGGGUGGUCCGUGCGCCCGGGGUUUCCCGAGAGAUGCCCGUCACCUUGGAGGAUGUGGCAGUGAGUUUCACCCAGGAAGAGUGGGAAUGCCUGGGUGCCAGUCAGAGGGCCCUCCACCGUGAUGUUAUGUCCGAAACCUUCCGGAACCUAGUGUCUGUGGCCAAAAUAUUUAUGCUGAAACCAGGUCUGAUCGCGAAGCCUGAGGAAGGAGAGAGGCAGAGGAGAGCAGAUCCCCAUUCCCCACGCGGAGAAGCCCUCCCUUCAGGAAGCAAGAGGAAACAAUGUCAAGAGCCUGGUCAGACUCUGGAAGAUGCUGGGGCCGGUGACAGGAAGGGCCCCUGUGCUCACAGAGGGCCCGGCCAGAGCCCACCCUCGGCUCUGGCUGGGUCCCAGGACAGGAGCGCGGUGUUCCAGGCACCCCAGGGUGGGCUGCCCUUUUCCUGCCACACCUGUGGCAAGGGUUUCAACAAGAGCUCCUACCUCCACAGCCACCAGUUUGUCCACAGCCCCAGGAAGGCCAACAGCUGUGGUCAGUGUGGGAAGCUGUUUCGAAACCCCAAGGCCCUGAGCUACCACAGGCGCAUGCACCUCGGGGAACGGCCCUUCUGCUGCUCGCUGUGUGACAAGACCUACUGUGAUGCCUCUGGACUUAGCCGUCACCGCCGUGUCCAUCUGGGCUAUCGGCCCCAUUCGUGCCCCGUGUGUGGGAAGGGCUUUCGGGACCAGUCAGAGCUCAAACGUCACCAGAAGAUUCACCAGAAUCAAGAGCCAGCAGCUGGAAACCCCACGAGCAUUGUUGGGAUUCCAGGCUCUGCAGUGGGGUUCCAGGCUCCCAUCCUCAGGGGCCAGCAGUCCCAACAGGGGCUUGUGGAUGUGAACCAUGCACCAGCAGCCAGGACCCAGCGCCUUGUGUGUAGAACUAAGGGUCCUGGGGCCCAGACCCAGGUACCUGAACCUAAGAGUCAAGCACCAGUGACCAGGAGCCGGGUGCCCAGCGCCAGGGGACCCUGCCUGGAUAGCAGACCCAGCUGUCUGCCAGUGAAGCCCUCAAGACGCAAGGUCUUCUCUUGCCCACACUGUCCUGUGACUUUCAGCAGGAGGGCCUACCUCUCCAGGCACCAGGAGGCGCACCUCAGGGAGCAGCUGCUCCGCUGCUUCCACUGUGGCCAGGCCUUCAGCUCCUCCUCCAGGCUGGCCCGCCACCAGCAGACCCACUGGAGGCAGAAGGUCUACCGUUGUCCCAUCUGUGAGCUCUGCUUUGGGGAGAAAGAGGGCCUGCUGGACCACUGGAAGGGCUCUCAGGGCAGGGGACAGUGCCCGGGGAGCCCCCAGGAGUGCCGGCUGGUCCUGGGCCAGUGGCUUGGCUUCUUUCACGACGCCACCUCCCCUGUGGCCGGGAAGGAUUGGAAACAUGGAGGAAACAGAGCUUUUAGGGUCCAUACCCUCAGGAGAGGGGAGGUAAGGGAGAAAGUGUGCACAGGAGACAGGCAAAGGGGGCAGUGAGGGUCCCGGAGCAUAAAGGAAGGCCCUCUGGUGAGGUCUUUCCUUGUGCUAGUUUCCCUGAGGACUGAGCUGCGGGCAUCGGGCAGCCUGGAUAGAGGGAGAGAGGUGAAGCGGACAGCAAGGAAGAGGGAGCAGAAAUGUGCACACGGAAAGUCGUGUUGCUGUUAAUUAACACCUAGCUGUUUCUGUGUGUCUGAUAGACCAUCAAGUAGUGGUUGUUUUUU